Messenger RNA from Panicum hallii, 515 nucleotides. Its product is annotated as cathepsin B-like protease 1. The record is from RefSeq and is a predicted model, not a curated record. Gene Ontology annotation, cellular component: lysosome. The transcript is spliced from 4 exons. The annotation marks the transcript as partial. NCBI's taxonomy places the organism in Eukaryota, Viridiplantae, Streptophyta, Magnoliopsida, Poales, Poaceae. Gene Ontology annotation, molecular function: cysteine-type endopeptidase activity.
GUUGGUUGCAAGCAUCCUGGAUGCGAACCUGCUUAUCCUACACCAGUGUGUGAAAAGAAAUGCAAGGUGCAGAACCAAGUUUGGGAGGAAAAAAAGCAUUUCAGUGUCAAUGCGUACAGAAUAAAUUCUGAUCCAGAUGAUAUAAUGUCAGAGGUCUAUGAAAAUGGCCCUGUUGAAGUUGCUUUCAUAGUUUAUGAGGAUUUUGCCCACUACAAAUUUGGAGUAUACAAGCACAUUACCGGUGGCAUGAUGGGUGGCCAUGCCAUCAAGUUGAUUGGAUGGGGGACCAGUGAUGCUGGAGAGGAUUACUGGCUUCUCGCAAAUCAGUGGAACAGAGGCUGGGGUGAUGACGGGUACUUCAAGAUCAUACGAGGCAGAAACGAAUGUGGCAUCGAAGAGGACGUUGUUGCUGGAAUGCCAUCCACAAAGAAUAUGGUCAGAAACUACGGUGGUUCCUUUGGAACAGCUGUAGUUUGAUCACUGCCCUAGGCCUGAGAUACUAUCGGAUAGGAUAG